Truncatella angustata is the source of this 2700-nucleotide messenger RNA. Its product is annotated as SNF2 family N-terminal domain-containing protein. The record is from RefSeq and is a predicted model, not a curated record. Lineage: Eukaryota; Fungi; Ascomycota; Sordariomycetes; Amphisphaeriales; Sporocadaceae. The coding region runs from base 1 to 2700 and encodes 899 amino acids. Gene Ontology annotation, molecular function: zinc ion binding; hydrolase activity, acting on acid anhydrides, in phosphorus-containing anhydrides; nucleic acid binding. The transcript has 3 exons.
AUGGUGUCCCAAAAACGAGGCCAUGAUCCGACAGGAUCUGAUGCCCGCAGCAACAAGCAGGCUCGCGUCUCUGGAUCAACUGCAGCAUCCAUCAGCCACGAUGGGACCUCAGCAAGCUCUCCAAGCUCCCAAGCACAAAAUGACUCGCAAUUUCCAGUAUCCACUCAGAUCAUAGAUGACGAAGAAGCUGAUCUCGUCGACCUUACGCAGGACGAUGAGAGCCCAUCCCUUGACCUCUAUGGCACACAUGAUGCCAAAAUUGUCGGAGUUAGGUAUUAUGAUGGUGUUGUCACGCCCCACGAGCUGGUUUUGCUCCAGCGCGAGCCGAACAACCAAUAUGACCGUAAUGCUAUUCGAGUGAACAAUGUGAUGGGGCAACAAAUUGGCCAUCUACCUCGUAAUCUGGUUGCCAAGUUGGCGCCAUACAUUGAUCAAGAUCAUUUUGUCCUUGAGGGAGUUCUUACAGGAGAAAAGGGCUUCUACGACUGCCCAAUUCGCCUUUACUUCUAUGGUUCCAGCGAGCCUAACACCCGCACGGCUCUGGAGAAUAGAAUUAAAGCUGAUAAGCUCCUAAAGGCCACCGAAAUGAAGAACAACAGGAAGGAAGCAGAAGCUCGUAGAAAGGCCAUGGGCAUGAAGAGCGGCACCACGACUGGUACUGGGCUUGGCAAUACAGCGGAAGCUACCGUUCAGAAGGAAGAGCAAGAUACCUCGUUGCAAAACUUAGUCGCUGCAAGUGAGGCCUUGGACUCGGUCCGUACGGACACAUUUACUGAUACCUUGGCUAUCGGCGAGGACGAUCUCGCGGCCAUGCCAAUGGCGCAACAGCCAGGGACCCUCAAAUCAACGUUGCUUCCAUACCAACUUCAGGGUCUUGCUUGGUUGGCUGCCAAAGAGAAUGUCAAGCUUCCUCCUGUCGGUUCCGACGAAGUUGUUCAGCUCUGGCAACGCAAAAACUCAACUACAUAUUUAAACCUUGCGUCAUGCUUCGCAACAUCUUCCCCUCCAAAACUAAUCUCGGGUGGUAUUCUGGCAGACGAUAUGGGUCUUGGAAAGACUCUUCAAAUCAUCAGUCUUAUCAUGUCCGAAGGUCUGGGGAAUGGUCCGACGCUCAUCGUUGCUCCGGUCAGCGUCCUAAGCAAUUGGGAGCAGCAAAUCAAAUUUCAUGUCAAGGAAGAGCAACAACCCCGAAUUCUUGUCUACCACUCUUGUAAGCCGAUGUCCGCAUCGGAAUUGCGAAGCCAUCAUGUAGUCAUUACGACUUAUGGUAUGCUUAGUUCUGAAGCCAAAGCCAAGCAAUCUUCACGGCUAUUUGGAGUUGACUGGCGUCGAGUGGUCCUGGAUGAGGGUCACACCAUACGAAAUGCCAAGGCUCAGUUAGCCCAAGCAGCCCACAUGCUUAAAGCCAAGUCUCGAUGGGUCCUGACGGGUACACCGAUCAUUAAUAACGUCAAAGACUUCUAUUCGUUGUUGAGGUUCCUCAAGCUUAGUGGCGGUCUUCAAGACGAAGGCUUGUUCUCACAGGUCAUUGCUCGUCCGAUCAAGCAGGCACACAGUAGACACCCUGACAGGAUCAAAGCGGUCAAUCUGCUUGGCCAUCUCAUGAAAGACAUCUGUCUGCGUCGUAAGAAAGAAAUGAAAUCCGUCAAUCUCAACUUACCUGCCAAGACGGAGUAUAUUCAUAGAAUCUCGUUUGACAAGACGGAGAAGACAAAAUACGACGCUCUGCUGGCUGAAGCACAAGGUGCACUUGAGGAGUUUCAAAAGAAAUCGAACAAAGGUCAACUUGGGAGAUACACCAACGUCCUGGAGAGACUGCUCCGUCUACGACAGGUCUGCAACCACUGGACUUUGGCGAAAGAACGAGUCGGCGAUCUUCUCAGCUUGUUUGACGACCAGAAAGUGGUCUCUUUGACGGAGAAGAACAUCCCCAUUCUUCAAAAAGCUCUUCAAUUGAUGAUCGACAGCGGUGAGGAGUGUGCAAUCUGCUUUGAGGAAAUUUCUCAGCACCAACCGGUAAUUACCGCAUGCAAGCAUGUUUUCGGAAAGCCAUGCAUUUCCAAGACAAUUGACCUGCAGGGCAAAUGCCCCUACUGUCGAGCUGAAUUGACACAUGAAUCGUUGAUCGAAACAGAUGAGGCUACGGAUAAAAUAGAGGUGGACGAUCUGUGCAAGAGUUCGAAGACAGAAGCACUUGUUAAAAUUCUUCAGGCAACACUGAAGAACGAGGGUUCCAAAGUCAUUAUUUUCUCACAGUGGACCUCAUUUCUCAACAUUAUCGGUCUGAGAUUACAGGAAGCUGGCCUCUCUUUUGCACGUAUUGAUGGUAGCAUGGUCAAAAAGAAGCGAGAUGCCUCUAUCACUUCAUUGAACGAGGACCCGGAUACUCGCAUCCUUCUCGCGAGUCUGCAAGUCUGUAGCGUUGGGCUAAAUCUUGUUGCUGCUGACACCGUCAUCCUAGCUGAUAGCUGGUGGGCACCUGCAAUUGAGGAUCAAGCUGUCGACCGUGUCCAUCGACUUGGCCAAACCCGGCCGACAACGGUCUGGCGCCUGGUCGUCGAGAACACGAUCGAAGAGCGUGUGCUUGAUGUUCAAGCCGAAAAGAGAAAGAUUGUUAGCGAGGCUUUCCAAGAAAAGGCCAAAGGUGGCAAAGCCAAGGACACACGAUCAAUGGCGGACAUCAAGAAAUUGCUUUCAUAG